Molecule: messenger RNA, 426 nt
Organism: Ostreobium quekettii
Lineage: Eukaryota; Viridiplantae; Chlorophyta; Ulvophyceae; Bryopsidales; Ostreobiaceae
Source: the annotation of a GenBank genome assembly
AUGAUGGACCCUCCGUGCCUGGUGGCUGGGCGAGAAUGCAGCCUGGAGGUGCAUUUCUGUCGCGAGGUGGUGGUCAAAAAUAUGGAAGUGACGAGGGACGGGGAGUCAGUGAACGCCAGGAGGCGCCAAACGAAGAAGGGAAAGAAGAUAAGGCUGUCCAUUCCCGCCAACGAGGGCUGCAGGGUCAGCGUGGGCGUCGCCCGUCCGGCGUGCCCCGAGGCCAUGACGCCAUCGGUGGACGUGUUGGCGCUGCCGCGGGAAGCUGCUGAGGAGGUGUGCCAGCUGUUCGAGAGGAUGGUGGCGGGCGUGCAGAGAUGCGGGGGGGAGGGCCCAGCGCCGGAGCUGUACGGGGACCAGCAAGAUGUGAGGGUGCGGACGCGGCGAAGUGCGACUUUGCGGGAAUUUGGCAGAUGCGCGACGUCGUGA